Molecule: messenger RNA, 378 nt
Organism: Striga hermonthica
Lineage: Eukaryota; Viridiplantae; Streptophyta; Magnoliopsida; Lamiales; Orobanchaceae
Source: the annotation of a GenBank genome assembly
AUGGCGCUUCAAUGGAUGAUCCUGGCGUACGUCGUGGCGGCGGAGGCCGCCGUCGCAGUUAUACUGACACUGCCAUCCCCGAAAGCUGUAAAAUCUCGCAUCGCCUCGCUCGUCUCGCUUGUUCUCCAGCCGUCGCUGUUCAUCGUGCCAUUCUCCGCCUUCCAGCUUCUAGACAUUUAUUGGAAGAAUGAACAUAGGCUGAUGUGUAGUGGGGAGACCUGCACUGCUGCUGAGAGGGAUCGAUAUGAGAAAUCGAUCUACAAAGCUCAGAGGAAUAUGAUCUUAUGCGUUGGUGCUUGCCUUCUUUACUGGUGUAUUUACCGCAUAUGCAAGUAUCACAGGGAGAUUCAAAGCAUGGAGGAAACUGAGAAGAGGUGA